This is a messenger RNA of Spirometra erinaceieuropaei, 3430 nucleotides long. Lineage: Eukaryota; Metazoa; Platyhelminthes; Cestoda; Diphyllobothriidea; Diphyllobothriidae. The record is from the annotation of a GenBank genome assembly.
AUGGAAGAUCCUGACCGUUCGUAUGCCCAGAGACUCUAUGUGGCUAACCGAACACUUGUUUCAUCAUGCAAAAUGUCUUCUGUGAGCUUUUGCGUGACUUCACUGAAUGUAAGGAACUCCUACGAGUUAGUCGACAUAAAUUCCUUCGUAAUUAAUUUUAAUUAUUUUUUACCACAGCGGAGAUUCCUCAAAGGAUGCUUGAAUAGUUAAAAUGUAUGGAAAUUGUUUUCCAACGUUUAGAUAAAUUCCACGCCCUCCGUCCAUUUAUAGAGCGGAACCACUGAUAUGAUUUAGGACGGAAUGUAGUUAAUUCGAUCAUUAGUUUCCUCAAGAAUGCGACCUUCCAAUUGCGUAAUUCAAAAUUUUGCGUCGCCUGAGUAGUUGGCUCAUGAUUAUGUUUUUGUAAGUUUGAGAUAUAGCUGUUGGACUUUCACAUCUGCUUCAAGGACAUUGCAGAGGUAGGCUGCCAUAGUUGCCUAAUGUCUUAUACAACGUUUAAGGUUUAGACCACACACAUAACUAUGCUUCUGUCUAGGACGGCCUUAUGCGUAUGUUUACAUGAAGUGAUCGUGAGCUACCACACUGUAUGCAGGAAAGACCCAAUUACCCUAGAAGGACUAACAGACGAGCGCACAAAUGUACCUACGUAGUGACUAAAUGGAGGAAUUUAUUUCAGGAGCCGAAUCUGUUGUCAACCUAUGAAUCGUUGUCUCUGCUAGUCCAGUGUAUUCGUAUCCAAAGCCAUGGGCGUAACUUCAGACCGGAUCUUUAAAAAGGAAAGCAGGAUUUACGUAAGCCAAGAGCUAAUUUUAUUCUGUACAGAAGAGUUGACAUGUAUCAGACGACCCGGUGUAGUUUGUUUUAGCGAAGCGAAGAACGGAGGUUUUCAUGGGACUAUUUCGUUCUAAAGUUAAUAUCAUGGUUUUUUAGUGUUAUAGCGGGCGUCAUCGCUCCCUCCACAAUCUCCUUUGAAAAUAUCCUCAAGACAAACAGUCCCUUCCACGUUGCAUUGAUUACUAUAUUAACGCCUUUAUCAUUGGACUAAAUCAGCGUUUAUUCACCGCAACACUCAUCUUGCGCGUUAUUCUACUGAUGGUUAUGUACUUUGAAGAAUGUGUAAUAAGUGUACAGGGAUGUCAAAUCUUGGGUAAAACGAAAGUUAUUAGCAGUGACCAGCGUCAAAAAGGAUGCGUUAGGCACGUCUGAAGCCUCUCAAACGCUCAAGCAACGUAUUAGACAUUACGGACACAUUGUUGGUGGGAGCAGCUACUAAAGAUGUUUUCGCAUCAUUGAAAAAGGCGUGUACACGUGCGCUGACAUGCCGAACAUACAGCCAUGCUGCGCCUUUGUUGAAACUGAUGAUAUGGAUGAUCGGUUUGACGCGAAUGACCAAUAAAUGGAUUAUAGCAAAUAGCAGUUCUCUGAGGCGUGUCCGAGUGACAUCGGGAUGCUUCUGUAUACUAUCACCAUUUUAAUAAUUCUUAAAACCUGUUUUCAGCGAACGCCGAUUAAUCCGUCAUCCUAAGAGAAGUUGGCAACGCCUUCGUAGAGAAAACUGUGCACAUUGUAUACUAAGUUUUAUUUUAAUCGUAUGUUGAGUGCUGGUCAAGGGCGCAGUACCCAUAUAUUGGGGUGUAGGGGUGUCAGCGGUGGGUUCACGUAAUUAUCGUGGUGGUCGCUCACUUGCUUGCAGGUGAGACUGCGCCCAGCGUCCACUUGCUGGCACUCAACUCUCACCUUUGGCUCCACGUAGCUGGACUCUGCUCAGCGGCCACACCCCGGGCAACCGUCUCGACCGGCGGGCUAAACCAGGUGAGGGGGCCCUGUGCGCUGUGCCGUGUGCACAGGGUUUGCGGAUUCCGCUGGAUGGAAGGUCGGAUGAAACCUUGCGUCGGCACCGUCAUGACGUGGUUCGUCUCUGCACACCGCUGGACAGCCGGUGACGGGAUGGAUCUCCACAUCGACAUCGCAUUGACGCGCCCACCUACGCCGUUGGAGACAGCGGCUUACGGCGAAUUCGAGUCGCUCUCCACUACAACCCGAAGUCGUGGUCCCAUAGUGGAGUUCGGCCGUGCCACAACGGCACAUGGCAGCCCUAUUCAGGGAUGGCACUGCCAGCCCCCACGAGGGGAAGGGCCUAGAAACGGUGGCCUAAACAUUGCUGGGUACCACGCCGUCUCCAGGCCAGCCAGGGCCGCAGACGUCUAAUCAUGGUCGAAACAAUCAAAAUCGAAACAACAACAACAAUGCCAAUAACAACAACAACCAUACUCCUUCUCCUCAUCCUACCUCUUCUACCUCUUCCUCUGCCUAUUCUUCUCCUUCGUCACCUUCUUCUCCAUCUCCCUCCCGUCGCCCCACUCGUUGUCACCAGACUGGCAGGGUGAGCCCGCUCACUCUGGCAGCCUGGAAUGUUCAUUCCCUUUUAGACAAUCCGAGGAGCAACCGACCGGAGCGGAGGACGGCGCUAGUUGCACGAGAACUGGCACGCUACAAGGUGGAAAUCGCCGCACUCAGCGAGACCCGACUCUCCGAAGAAGGCCAACUGGAGGAGGUGGGUGUCGGCUACACCUUCUUCUGGAGCGGUCGACCCAGGGCAGAGCGACGGGACGCGGGUGUCGCCUUCGCCAUUCGGAACGACAUCGUGGGACGACUGCCCUGUUUGCCGCAGGGCAUCAACGAUCACCUGAUGAGCCUCCGCCUGCCUCUCUGGGGAGGCAAAUUCGCCACCAUCAUCAGCGCCUACGCUCCGACGAUGGCCAACCCCGACGCCGUCAGAGACAAAUUCUACGAGGACCUGCACGCCCUCAUGGCGACUGUGUCGAAGGCGGACAAGUUGAUUGUCCUUGGUGACUUCAACGCCCGCGUCGGCCCAGACCAUACUGUCUGGAGAGGAGUGCUGGGUCUCCACGGUCUCCGCGGCUCAAACGACAAUAGUCUGUUGCUUCUCCGCACCUGCGCAGAACACCGCCUCAUCCUGACGAACACCUUCUUCUGUCUGCGGGAGCGAGAGAAGGCCACCUGGAGGCAUCCUCGGUGGCGUCAGUGGCACCUGCUGGACUAUGUCCUCGUCCGGAGGCGAGAUCAGCGGAACGUGCUGGUGACGAAGGCGAUCGCGGAUGCUGACGGGUGGACCGACCAUCGCCUCGUCAUCUCGAAGAUGCGUAUUCGCCUACAGCCUCGGAGGAGACCACAAGAUAAGCGACCCCCAGGUAAGCUGAAUGUUGCCUUGUUGUCUUUGCCCGCUCGCCAUCCUCAUUUCAACAAUGAGCUAGCUCAAAGGCUAGACAACCUUCCUAUCGCUGCCGCCGACGACGCCGCCGCUGCCGAGAACGCCUCCGUGGAGAACCGCUGGUGUCAACUGCGAGACACGGUCCAGUCGACGGCGCUCGCCGUCCUCGGUCGUGCUCCCCGCCAACACCAGGACUAG